This is a messenger RNA of Sander lucioperca (pikeperch), 956 nucleotides long. Its product is annotated as DELTA-sagatoxin-Srs1a-like. Gene Ontology annotation, biological process: monoatomic cation transport; cytolysis in another organism; pore complex assembly. Gene Ontology annotation, molecular function: channel activity. The transcript is spliced from 3 exons. The record is from RefSeq and is a predicted model, not a curated record. The coding region runs from base 133 to 624 and encodes 163 amino acids. Lineage: Eukaryota; Metazoa; Chordata; Actinopteri; Perciformes; Percidae. Gene Ontology annotation, cellular component: pore complex.
CUGCCACCCAGUGUGGUCGUCACUUCAGCUGAUAGAGCUCCGCAGUUCGCCAAGACCGUAUAUAUUUUCGACUGUGUGCAAAUAGGGUGUCUUCACAUCACAGGUCGUCUUGUUGCACACUGCACAGCCAUCAUGGCCAAUACAUGGCGUCAGUGUUCCAUUAACAUUACAAAUGAAGGCUCUACCUACGACUUCGGCAGUCCCUGUGCAUACAUGGUAAGUGGUGUCUGCACUGAACCUCUGCCACCGCUGAUGGAGUCAAAUUCAACUGGCAGUGCACUGUUCACCAAGACUCCCCACACUGCUAGAGGAGCUGUUGGCGUCUUCACUUACGACCUCAUCAACAAAUCUACAAAAAACACCACUGGGAAAAUUGCUGUCAUGUUCUCUGUGCCCUACGACUAUAACUGGUUCUAUAACUUGUAUGCAGUGGGAAUCUUUGAUAAGAGCCAAGCGUGUAAUUAUGAUCUUUAUCGACUGAUGUACUAUGACUCUAACGGCAACUUUGUCAGAGGUAAUGCAAGUGGUCCCAGUCUCACUCAUACAGAUGGUCAAGUCACCAUCAUGGCAACAAUGUCAGACUCAUGCCAGCCUAUCAUGAAGGUGGUAGUGAAAGACAACUGAAAUAAGAGAAUUGGGAAGUGCUAAAAUAUAGAUUAUCCUGCAGCACAUUCUGCUUUUAUAGCUAAUUCUGUGCCAAUGGCUAAUACAUAGUUCAUGUAUAGUCAUUUUGCUUAAUUUUGUUCUGAGCAAAAAUAAUUAGGAAUACAUGCUUAAGAUGUUUUCAUUGCUUUACAGUUUUACUCCACUGUUUUGUGUAAUAUGUAGAAACUGUAGUAGAACUGUUGAGUUUCAUUCAAAAGAAAAGAAAAAGAUGAUGCAUUUGAUGGAUUAGUUACAUGUGAGUAACAAGUAAAUAUGUAAUGCCAAACAGUUUAGUAAAGCUUUCAAAAGUA